This is a messenger RNA of Condylostylus longicornis, 976 nucleotides long. RefSeq lists its product as uncharacterized. The record is from RefSeq and is a predicted model, not a curated record. The coding region runs from base 234 to 572 and encodes 112 amino acids. NCBI's taxonomy places the organism in Eukaryota, Metazoa, Arthropoda, Insecta, Diptera, Dolichopodidae. The transcript has 4 exons.
UUGAGAAGUAAUCACGUUAUUAAAAGCUUAAUAUUUUGUUUUAUGUUACUCCGAAUUUAAAAUUUUGUUUUUUAUUUACUAAAAAUUAAAUUCGAACUUGAAAAAAUUAAUAAACAAAUUUAACAUUUAAUAGAAUUUUUCGGAUUUAAUUAAUAAUCUUUUUCGAAGCUUCUUUUUUCAAUUUAAUAUUUUUAACGAGUUAAAAAAAAAAGGUUAAAAAUCACAAUAACGCGAUGAGGUCACAAUUGCUUUUUUUGGUUUUAAUGAGUUUAUUGAGUUUUGGUCUAGGAGGGAAAAUGCUUUAUAAAAAAAUUGCAGAUGAUAACGUUUAUGAACCAGAUUUAGUACCGAUAUCUUCAACUGUAAUUCCAUUAAGUGCAUUAGAGGUGAGUUAUGGCCUUGGCGGUAAACCAAGUGAGGAAUAUAAAAUGGCAUAUUUGAAGAAAUUAAUUAAAAAAGUAAAACAUGAAGAUGAUGAAGAUUUACAAGAUCCAGAUACUUUAAUUACAGCCAAGAAGAAAUAUAAAAAUCUUAAAAAAGAGAAAACAGUGGAAAUUAAAGAAGCUUUAUAAUAAUCAUAGCUUAGGUCUUAUUCUUGAUAUCAACGCUUCCCUUAAUUUAAUACUAUAAAGUUAACAUUUUUCUAUAAAUUUUAUGUAUUGAAUCAGAAAUAUGAUUUCUUUAUUAAAAAAAAUUAAGAUUAAUAACUUCUUUUUUUAUAUUUAAAUUAAUAAAUAAGUGUAUGAAAUGUAUAUAUGUAUGUAUAUAUGUAUAUGAAAUUGUAAAAUAAAAUUUAUUGUAAAUUAUUGUAAUCUGUAAAAACAAAAACGCACAAUGUAAUUCCAUACACAUUAUUCUAAAAUCAAAUGUAUUGUUAUCUAUUAUCCGAUCUAUUAACCUUAAGUAAUUAAUUUUUCCACGAUUUUUUAAUAUUUGAAAAUUAAAAAAAAUAUAAAAAUUUGUUCCAUUUCUAUAA